This is a messenger RNA of Cynara cardunculus var. scolymus (artichoke), 2438 nucleotides long. RefSeq names its product ATPase family AAA domain-containing protein FIGL1. The transcript is spliced from 13 exons. Bases 78 to 2090 code for a protein of 670 amino acids. Lineage: Eukaryota; Viridiplantae; Streptophyta; Magnoliopsida; Asterales; Asteraceae. The record is from RefSeq and is a predicted model, not a curated record. Gene Ontology annotation, molecular function: ATP hydrolysis activity; ATP binding.
UUAUAGCCUUCAGGAAUCAGAAAAUGGCGGGAAAAUAGACCGCCUCCUCGGAAAACAAAGGAGAAGAAGAAAGAAAAAUGGAGACAGAACCAAAACCAUCGUCGUCGGAAGCGUCGGUCUGCUGGAGAAAAGAAUUGGAUACUAACCUCAAGAGGCUCCAAUCUCUUCUAUUCGGCGCCGACAUCGCUAUCCAGAAGCGAGAUUACAGUUAUGCUCAAUUACUCUCCCUUCGUCUCAUUGGUUUCCUCGAUUCUCGGUCCAUCAACGACGUAGAUGAAGCCUUCAUUCGUCCUAUUCGCCGUGAAGCCCUCUCUAAACUCGAUUCCGCUACUCAAUCACUCAUUCCUGAAUCCGAUCGUCAAGCUUUUGAGCAAGCUGGUAGAGAUCCAGGGUUUGUUUUUCAGAAGCAAGGGGAUAUCAAAAUUGAGAAAAUUAAGCAAUCAAAAUAUUUCAAAGCUCUUCUCCAACAGGCUAAAGGAAAUACUCUAAAUGAGGUACCAGAUGGCGGUGGAUGCUUAACUGAUGAUGAACCCGAAAAGCUGGAAGAUAUCAGUGCGAAGACUUCAAAAGUUCUUUUACAUGGAAAAUCAACAACCUUGAAUGGAAGCAUCUCAAGGGCAAAUAACAAUAUGCACAAUAAUUCUGUCAACUCAAGAGGAAAUGGUUCAGAGGAUUGUAUCCUUGUCCAGGGCCAUGGUUCGUUUACAUGUAUUAAUGUUGAUGAAGAAAGAACACAUGGAAGUAGCUUGAGAUCUAAGCGAGCUCACAUGGAAAUCAGUAGCCCAAGGAAUGAAACAGUCUUGUCUCCAUCAAGCAAGAGUGAGGCUAAUGCUGGUAUUUCUGGCAACAGUUUUGUUACUGCUAGAACAAAAUUGGAAAUGGAUGUUCGACAAAAGAGAGGGUUGGAUGGAUCACCAAAUUCCUCGGUCUCCCCGCAGAGCGAUGGAACUAACAGAGGCUAUGGUGUCAGAUCCUAUGGCUCACGCCGUGGAAUACGUGGUUUUGUUCCCCCUAUUAGAUCCAACUCGGGUAAUAACGGCAAUGUAACAUCACGUGCAGCAAAGGGUGAAGAUGCAUUAGACGAUUCGACAAAAAGAUGCAUGGAUAUGCUUUGUGGCCCUGAUGGUGAACUUCCAGAGAAGUUGCGGAACUUGGAGCCUCGCCUUAUUGAGCACAUUAGUAAUGAGAUAAUGGACCGUGAUCCUAAUGUUCGCUGGGAUGAUAUUGCUGGGUUGCAUCAUGCAAAAAAAUGUGUAACUGAGAUGGUCAUAUGGCCUUUAUUACGUCCUGAUAUUUUUAAAGGUUGCCGUUCUCCAGGUCGAGGGCUUCUUCUGUUUGGUCCCCCAGGAACAGGUAAAACGAUGAUAGGUAAAGCUAUCGCUGGAGAGGCUAAAGCAACAUUUUUUUACAUAUCUGCCAGUUCACUAACCAGCAAAUGGAUCGGAGAGGGUGAAAAGCUAGUGAGGGCACUUUUUGGAGUUGCCAGUUGCCGCCAACCAGCAGUGAUAUUUGUGGAUGAAAUUGAUUCACUGCUGUCCCAGCGCAAGUCAGAUGGUGAGCAUGAGUCAAGCAGGCGACUGAAGACACAGUUUCUCAUUGAAAUGGAAGGAUUUGACAGUGGAAGUGAACAAAUUCUACUCAUAGGAGCAACAAAUAGACCACAAGAACUAGAUGAGGCAGCUAGGAGGCGACUUACCAAGCGACUUUAUAUUCCACUCCCUUCCGCAGAAGCGAGAGCCUGGAUAGUACGUAAUCUCUUGGAGAAGGAUGGACUUUUCAAACUGUCUACAGAGGAUAUUGAUAGCAUAUGCAAAUUGACCGAAGGGUAUUCAGGAUCUGACAUGAAGAAUUUAGUGAAAGAUGCUUCCAUGGGUCCAUUGAGAGAGGCUUUGAGACAAGGCACCGAAAUCACUAAACUUAAAAAGGAGGAUAUGAGACCAGUUACUCUACAGGACUUUGAGAAUGCACUACAAGAGGUGAGGCCUUCUGUUUCCGUGAAUGAACUUGGCACAUAUGAAGACUGGAACAAUCAAUUUGGGAGCUUAUCAGUAUCAACUGAUCUGAUUGAUACUUACAUACCUCCUCAUUAACUUCAAUCACAUUCUAUGUAGAAUCCAGCGACUCCAACUCAGUCAGCUUGUGGUAUGAAAGCCCCUUCCCUCAACUGUUUCAAAACUUUAAAUAUAUAAUGUGCUUUGCUGUAUUAGUUUCAAAGACGAGGGAUCGUGUGAGAGUAGGAUUUAAGGUGAGGAGCAAUAAGAAGGGAUCUAAACCGUUGAUCACUUUUAAUCUCACCCCCACCCUUGAAUUGUGCUUAUCAUGGGAAUUGAUCCAGUGCAUUCCGUUGCACCGCAUUAGUGUUGACCUUCAAUUAGGAUUGUUCCAAGGGUGAAGAUCUCUUCUUAUCCUUCUCAUCAUAACUUCCAUUAUCACCUCAA